AGGCAUCUCAGGGCAAGAUGUGGCUGUGACGUCUACUCUGCCCUUAGUACUCUAGAGGCACGGGCACGGUGGCUGUCAGACUCGCCCCACAGCCAUGGCAAAGAAUGGACUUGUAAUUUACAUCCUGGUUAUCACCUUGCUCCUGGACUUAACCAGCUGCCACGCAUCCAAGCUCAAAGCCAGGAAGCACAGCAAACGCCGAGUGAAAGAGAAGGAUGGAGACCUGAAGACUCAAGUGGAAAAGCUCUGGAGAGAAGUCAAUGCCCUGAAGGAAAUCCAAGCCCUGCAGACAGUCUGUCUCCGAGGCACAAAAUUUCACAAGAAGUGCUACCUUGCCGCGGAAGGCUCGAAGCACUUCCACGAAGCCAAUGAAGACUGCAUUUCCAAGGGCGGGACCCUGGUUGUACCCAGAAGCGCGGAUGAAAUCAACGCCCUCCGAGACUAUGGUAAAAGGAGCCUGCCUGGGGUCAAUGACUUUUGGCUGGGCAUCAACGACAUGGUCGCAGAAGGCAAGUUUGUUGACGUCAAUGGGCUUGCCAUCUCCUUCCUUAACUGGGACCAGGCACAGCCUAACGGUGGCAAGCGGGAAAAUUGUGCCCUCUUCUCCCAGGCAGCUCAGGGCAAGUGGAGUGACGAGGCCUGUCACAGCAGCAAGAGGUACAUAUGUGAGUUCACCAUCCCCCAAUAGUCCCUUCUCAGGUACAUCUUCCCAGAAAGACCGGUCAUGAUUUACAGGCUGAUGGUUCUCAAGAAUGGUUCAAAAUCGUCAUAGGGGAGGUGAUGUCC
Bubalus bubalis (water buffalo) is the source of this 786-nucleotide messenger RNA. RefSeq names its product C-type lectin domain family 3 member A (gene CLEC3A). The record is from RefSeq and is a predicted model, not a curated record. The transcript is spliced from 3 exons. Lineage: Eukaryota; Metazoa; Chordata; Mammalia; Artiodactyla; Bovidae. Bases 95 to 688 code for a protein of 197 amino acids.